GGGAGGGACGCUGCUCAGCUGCUGCUCUGCUCCUGUCUCCUGUCCUCUCCCCUGGCCAUGACAGAGACCCGUGAGCCAGCUGAGACUGGAGGCUAUGCCAGCUUGGAAGAAGACGAUGAAGACCUCUCUCCAGGCCCUGAGCAUUCCUCUGACUCAGAAUAUACCCUCUCAGAGCCGGACUCUGAAGAGGAAGAAGAUGAGGAGGAAGAGGAAGAGGAGACCACCGAUGACCCUGAAUAUGACCCUGGCUACAAGGUGAAGCAGCGCCUGGGUGGGGGCCGGGGUGGCCCAUCCCGCCGGGCCUCCCAUGCAGCCCAGCCCCCAGGCCCCUCAGCCCAGCCCUGCCAGCUCUGUGGCCGCUCACCCCUUGGGGAGGCCCCACCGGGAACCCCACCCUGCCGCCUCUGCUGCCCUGCUACAGCCCCCCAGGAAGCACCAGCCCCUGAAGGCAGGGCCCUUGGGGAGGAAGAGGAAGAGCCAGAGCCACCCCGGGCUGGGGCAGGCCAGCCAGCUGGGCGGGGGGAGGAGGAGGAAGAAGAGGAGGAGGAGGGCGCCUACCACUGCACAGAGUGUGAGGAUUCCUUCGACAACCUGGGGGAGCUGCACGGCCACUUCAUGCUGCAUGCCCGGGGUGAGGUGUAGGCAGAGCCCCUCACCUGGGGAGCUUGGCAGAAGGGUGGGGUGGGAGGAGGGGGCUGAAGGAAUUGGGUGCUCACAGUGGACGUGGGGGAUAGGGUACCACAAUCUGUGUUGUCCUAGGAGUAGAUGUGUGAAGGCCAGAAUAAAAGCCAAAUUCUGU
Molecule: messenger RNA, 799 nt
Organism: Nycticebus coucang (slow loris)
Lineage: Eukaryota; Metazoa; Chordata; Mammalia; Primates; Lorisidae
Gene: ZNF428
Product: zinc finger protein 428
Exons: 2
Coding region: 58-642 (194 amino acids)
Source: RefSeq, a predicted model, not a curated record